Messenger RNA from Pecten maximus, 6503 nucleotides. RefSeq lists its product as uncharacterized. The coding region runs from base 139 to 1245 and encodes 368 amino acids. The record is from RefSeq and is a predicted model, not a curated record. Lineage: Eukaryota; Metazoa; Mollusca; Bivalvia; Pectinida; Pectinidae. The transcript has 4 exons. Gene Ontology annotation, molecular function: ubiquitin-protein transferase activity.
UCCUGGGGUUUUGCCAAUUGGUUGUAAAUUUGAUAUAAUAAUUUGAUCACGAAUACCCGACAGUAUAAACAACAUAUAUGAUAAGUCAUUGUGAGUUCCCCAGGCUAUUAUUUUGACGUUUUUAAUUCUCUUUUGGCAAUGGCUUGUGCUCAACGGGCAUCGAGCUUGGAGGAAACACUGGCCGAUCUUGGUACUUAUCUGACUACUAAGCGUCAGAUAACUAUACAACGCGAUUCAAUAUUCAAGGAUUUUAUAGAAGUUCUCCAAAGACCUGGAGCCGACAAAUCUCGCUUUGAGGUGAAGUUUACACAUGACGGAUGGACGGAGCCAGCCAGUGACACGGGUGGACCUAGAAAUCAGUUGUUUACCAACUUUUUUCAAGAAUGUAUGGUUCCUGAACGACGCAUGUUUCAAAGGUAUGACAAAGAACUGUUUCCGGUCGACAAUCCAGCUGCAUUGCAUGGACGCUGGUUCUUCUCACUGGGUCGAGCUAUUGUCCUCUCUCUCGUACAACAAGGAGCCGGCUUUCCUUACCUAGCUAAAUGCUGUUUCAAGAAAAUUCUAAAUAAUGACUAUAUACCAGAGGAUAAAAAUCUGAAAAAGUUACUCCAAAAACUCACCAAGGCUCAGACGCAGGCCAGAACGGAGGAUGAGUUGCUUCAGAUUCUUGGUGAUACUGAGAUCCAGCUUCUCCUGAAACAGAUGAGCAUUGUGGACUAUGAGAAGACUAAAUCAGAAGCAACAAUGAUUCACUUAAAGAACUUUAUGAGACUACAGCAUUGCACAAAGGCUAUAGAACAACUUGUAGAAGGUCUUCAUAGCCUGGGAUUUUUGGACAAGGUCAAGCGAUAUGCUUGUGACCUUGAACGAUUUUUAGUUCCAACAGAAGGUUUCUUUGUGGACAGUGCGUUUAUGCAGAAACAAUUACUUGAUCCGCUGGUGAACUUAAGGGCAAUAUCUGAUGGACAAGUCAACGUCAAACAGUGGGCGGCGUUAUGCUUGACCAGUCUGUCUGAUGAGCAGGCCCUUAACCUGUACGAGUUCAUCACGGGCAUGCGGUCACUUCCUGUUGGAGACUGUGACAUGAUGGUUGAAUUCAAUGUUCAGAAUACAACAGACAAGCUUCCUCGGGCGAUUACUUGCGCAUGGCUACUACUGUUACCCCUCGGUAAUGACUCUGUCAAGGAAUUCAUCCGAUCCUUUAAAACAGCACUCGAAAAUCGGUCUGAGUUCGGCAGGAUUUGAUUUGUUUUAAGUGAUAGGGCUGGCUGUUUCGAUGUAAAAGUGUCGGGAUAGUUGGCCGUUCCAAUCACUCAAAACCUGCUAUACUUCAAACAGCGGCCAGUGACGAUAAUGAAAGAAUUGCCUCCAAAGAAUCAGGGAUUUUCAAUGCAUCAAAAAAUCGGUACUUUAGGUGAAAACCUUGACGCUCCGCUUCAAAAUUCGGAGCAUCAAUUCGCCGGCAAACAAUUAUCUUAUUAUGCGAAACAAAUAAAUGUAGUGUAAUAUAACUUCACUACACUACAUAUUCUUAUCAGUCCAGAAGGAUAUUAUAUUGUACCGUACAAGUAUUACAAAGUUUGAUUCUUGAGGGUACUCCACAGAGAAAUUCUUACUAGAAAUUAAUCAAGAGACAACACUGGUACAUUUCUUCUGGAGGGUCACACAUGUCAACUUCUCUGUGGUCAAGGCCGUCACACAUGUCAACUUCUCUGUGGUCAAGGCCGUCACACAUGUCAACUUCUCUGUGGUCAAGGCCGUCACACAUGUCAACUUCUCUGUGGUCAAGGCCGUCACGCAUGUCAACUUCUCUGUGGUCAAGGCCGUCACGCAUGUCAACUUCUCUGUGGUCAAGGCCGUCACACAUGUCAACUUCUCUGUGGUCAAGGCCGUCACACAUGUCAACUUCUCUGUGGUCAAGGCCGUCACACAUAUCAACUUCUCUGUGAUCCAGAUCCUCCAAUAUGUUGUGUCGAUUCCGGGAAAAUGUUUGUUGCAUAUAAACAUGUACGGAUUGGAAUAUACACUGUUGUUACAAAAUAGCAUAUCUUUAGAUAGAUUAAAAUGUAUUAUGAUGGCGUCACUUUUAUCUAAAUAGAUAUUUAUAAUAUUGUUAAGAUAAUGCCAAGUUUAUUCCUAUUUCUCGUUGCCGUAUUACAGCCUGGUACUGCGGAAAUGUGCCGACAUCAUGGCAGCAACAGCUUGUCUCCCAUUAACCUUACUUGUGUAUCUCCCGAAUAGGCGCUACCUCUCCCAGCGAUAUCUCAUGCGGAAAGCACAAGUCCGAGCUCGGAAAUUGCGUAAUCACUGUUUUCUUUAACAUCUGGGUGUAUAAAACCGCGGGAAAGGUCGGAACAAUUUAAGUUUGUAGACUAUAAAUCCGAGGCAUUCCGGGUAUCUUUUAACUUGCCUUUAGUUUUUUCGUUCGGCUGCAAAAACACUUCGCUGCCCGGCAUUAGCAAGAUGUUUUUAGAAUACCACAUGUACGACAGCGGUACACUAAAACUGCAAGCGAGUCGGAGACCCGUAAUUGUACACUCCUUAAUUUAUCAUAGGAAAAUAUUUUUUAUACAGGCAAAAAUUCGUUCAAAAAAAAGUAUUUUUAUAUAAAUAACAUCACAGUUUUGAGAUUUGAAACAUAAAAACAUAUUUCGCAUGACUUAUGAUUAACAAUAAUUCCAUUUAAUACCGUUUUACUAACAGACUUGUCCCCAUACCAAUGAACCGUUUUCAAACUCUUGCUUAUCCUUUUGAUUUGUUAUUUUAAUUUAAUUGUUUUAAUAUGAUGAAAUAAUUGUGUAAAUAACCCAAAUAUUCUGUUUAAAAAGCCAUCAUUGGGGAUGUCCUCACUGGUAUAUAUGAUAAGUAUAAACGCGUUUUCAAACAGCCUUCGCACUGUUGAUAUGAGUCAUGUAAGCUCCAAAUCCACUGUUACAUAAAGCCUUUUGAAUACAACAAUAAUGUUGAAAACGAAAAGCAUUUUAUUUUAAAAUGUUACCGUUUUAUAUAAGGAAGAGUGUACUGUCGUAUCGUGGUUUGCUCCCACAGAAAGGCUCCACGCGAGUUUCCAUCCGGGCCAACAAGAGUGGUUCAUAUAGACAUACAUUGUAAUUAGCUCCUUAAUUGUCAAAAAAUAAAUACAAGGUAGGCUUACACUUGCAUUUACGACCUAAUAUGCUGAAAUUCAUCAAACUUUUGGAAACGGGGAAAAGAUUUAGGUAAUUUUGGAACAUUAGUUACGGAUGAACCUGUAUCCACUCUUUGUGAGCUGUAUUUUCUUUAUUGAUUUGUGUGUUUGUACUAUACACUGUACUCGUUCACAGGUUAGAAGUAAAUAUGUAAUCAAUUAAUUAAUUAGUUAAAUACAUCAAGUAGUAUCUACUAAAAGACAGAGGCAUUGUGAUGUAACCGACAACAAUAAACCUUAAACAGACUCAGUAUUAUGUAUGACAUUUCCGAGAGACGUUAGUGAAUAGAACUACAGGUUUGUUUUACAGUUGACUUAUACAUUGUCUAUGUAUUGAUUUCAAUAACAUUCAGGAAAGCGAUUAUUAGAUUUUGUAAUGACGGAACACCAUCAUAUAUUACACUACAAAAUAAAUAAAAGAACCCACUUAAACAACCCUAAUUACCUCAUUGAUCUGAAAGUGGUAUAUAAAGGCGACUACAAUGAAUACAGUGUAAUAUCCCCAGUGAUGUUUUUUCCUGAAAUCUGUGAUGAAGAUCUGGAAGUUUCAAACCAGCGUUUGUUGACUUAGAGCAGUUUGAUUUACAAUUACACAGUUAAACACUACCUGUACAAGUAACACGUUUAAACACUACCUUUACAAGUAACACGGUUAAACACUACCUUAACAAGUAACACGGUUAAAGACUACCUGUACAAGUAACACGUUUAAACACUACCUUUACAAGUAACACGGUUAAACACGAAAUUUACAAGUAACACGGUUAAACACGAAAUUUACAAGUAACACGGUUAAACACUACCUUAACAGGUAACACGGUUAAACACUACCUUUACAAGUAACACGUUUAAACACUACCUUUACAAGUAACACGGUUAAACACUACCUGUACAAGUAACAAGGUUAAACACAACCUUAACAAGUAACACGGUUAAACACUACCUUAACAAGUAACACGGUUAAACACUACCUUUACAAGUAACACGGUUAAACACUACCUUCACAAUUACACGUUUAAACACUACCUUAACAAGUAACACGGUUAAACACUACCUUAACAAGUAACACGGUUAAACACUACCUUCACAAUUACACGUUUAAACACUACCUUUACAAGAAACACGGUUAAACACUACCUUAACAAGUAACACGGUUAAACACUACCUUAACAAGUAACACGGUUAAACACUACCUGUACAAGUAACACGGUUAAACACGAAAUUUACAAUUACACAGUUAAACACUACCUGUACAAGUAACACGGUUAAACACUACCUUAACAAGUAACACGGUUAAACACAACCUAAACAAGUAACACGGUUAAACACUACCUUCACAAUUACACGUUUAAACACUACCUUAACAAGUAACACGGUUAAACACUACCUUCACAAUUACACGUUUAAACACUACCUUAACAAGUAACACGGUUAAACACUACCUUUACAAGUAACACAGUUAAACACAACCUUUACAAGUAACACGGUCAAACACUACCUUUACAUGUAACACGGUUAAACACUACUUUACAAGUAACACGGUUAAACACUACCUUUACGAAUAGCACGGUUAGCGAUAGAUACACACGUAUCGAUAGCAUACCAUAUCAUUAUCUUUGACAUUUCGGCAAAAUAACGAAUAAUUUAUGCAUGAAAAUUUUCUUCAGAACAUUGGUACGCUUAUCGAACUGAUAAUGUAUCUUUGAAUUUGUAGAGUUUUACUUUUCGUUGUUUAUCCGUCAAAAGACUUCAAAAACGAUUACUAAGUGCUUGUGCUAUGUGUACGUAUUACAUCUGUCGUACAUAUGUGUUAAUAAUGGCUCUUUCUGUCACACCACGUUAAUACAUUGACGUUUAUAAUUUACUAAAGAGGCGAAAAAACGAAGCCUGCCCAAAACAUUAAUGACAAGUAAUACCUACCAACUGAUGUGAGUAGAUAAGUGUAUAUCUGUUAUAAGUGACAUUAACAUCGCCACCGUAGUAGUUCUCCGCUCCUUCUGUCACUAAUGAACAUGAUACGCGUGACUUCCAUCACGGUCACGACAACUUUUUCUCUAUAUAGUUAGUAAUCUAAUACCAGGAACAUUUUUUCCUUACUGCACGCUUCUGACCCAGAACAUUAACAACAGUAAUAAAAUCACAAGAUUAUCAACACUGGUUUUGUACAUAAACAAAUGUAUUCAGGUAUCUGGUAAAUACAUGAACACCUGCAUGUAAACAUAUUCUCUCUCCUUCCAAGAUGUUGUAAACAUGUGAACUGCCUCUAAAUAAUCAAAAUGUUCCCUCCUUCCAAAAUGCCACAUCGCCGGCAUUGUAACCAUGUGCACUGCUUCUCAUAAUUAAUAUCCUCUCUCUUUCCAAGAGGCCACAUCGCCGGCAGCAUCAUAAGAAAUGCAAAACAAUGCCACUCCUGGUUUAGAAAUAUUUUCAAAAUAAAAAAACAACAUCAACAUUAUCCUGGUGAAUUCCUUAGAGAUGCAAUUAUCUGUUCACUUUUUAAAACAAAAAUAUGAGGAUGGUAAUAGUAUAAAGUAUGUAGCAUUUGGUAUUGAAUCAAAUAUACAACACUGUUCUUAUUUUUCAGUCAAUCAUACUUACCCUUUGUCGAAUAUGUAGCAUCAGUACCCGGAGAUAUCAACGAUAGAUACCUGUUUUCCAAAUAUAUUCAGAAAUACUUAAAAAAAAUAAUAAUAAGGAGGUUUUUGCACGAUAAAAAAACUAAUAAUAAACAUUUCAAUAGAAGCAAUUGAAUUUUCUUUAUGAUGGUUGACAAGUGCCCCCGCUCCCCGAUCCACAUUAAAUGGAUUAUCAAGAUAAAUGUUGCAAAAUAGAGGAUCAAAACAAUGAAUACAUGUGCAUUUUUGUAAAAUUAACGUGGAUUGGUUUUCCGUACGUGCUCCAGCAUAUCGCCCUCAAACUUCUUAUAUUGCAUUUUUUAGAGGUACAUGUACAUGUAUGCCAUUCAGUUUAAACUUUCUCUAUGUACGUUUUUAUUUAAGAUAUUUUAACUUUCUCUAUACAAGUUUUGAUUUCAUAUAUUUUACUUUCUCUAUGUAAGCCUUUUUAUUUCAAACAUGUAAUCGUUUUCAUUUAGCUAUGAACAUUACUUGUCCAUUUUUCAUAUUAAUCUGUAUUUGCGAGAUUAGUGAUAAUAAGAUGUCUAUGUGUACAAUAUUAAUCAACAGAUAUAUAUUCCUUACUGCUAAGAUUGCUGGAAUAAACUUUAAUUAGUUAACAAGAAAUAUUCAGUGCUAUAACUUUAUUCCAUGGUAUAAUAUACUUGUUGCUACUUCUUUAAUUAAAUCUGUAUUAGUUA